AUGGGUGCACUGCACGAGGGUCACCUCAGCCUGGUCGAUGCUUCCGCAGCCGAAUGUGAUUUCACCGUGGCCAGUAUCUUCGUCAACCCAACUCAGUUCGCCCCGGGUGAAGACUUCGAAAAAUACCCCCGCGAUCUGGAGGCCGACGCCAAGGCGCUCGCCAAACGCGGCGUCGAUUUGAUCUUCGCCCCAGAAGUCGACGACAUGUACCCCGAGAACUACUGCACCUUCGUCAACCUGGAAGGAAUCGCCUUACCGCUGGAAGGUGAGUUCCGCCCCGGUCACUUCCGCGGUGUGGCCACCAUCGUGCUAAAGCUAUUCAAUACCGUCUCACCCGAUCGCGCGUACUUCGGGCAGAAGGACUAUCAGCAAACCCUGGUCGUGCGUCGCAUGGUGACCGACCUAAUGGUGCCGGUAGAGGUUCGCGUUUGCCCCAUCGUUCGUGAACCCGACGGCUUGGCGAUGAGUUCGCGGAAUGCCUAUCUGGACACCCAAGCCCGCCAGCAUGCCCUGGUGGUGCCGCGAAGCUUGCAGAAAGUCGAAGCGAUGAUCGCCCAAGGCCAACGCAACAGUGCCAGCAUUCUGGCCGAAGCGAGGGCCAUGUUCGACGACGUGCCCAAUGCCAGCAUCGACUACAUCGCCCUGGUCGACCCCAACACGUUGACCCCCGUCAAAGAAGUCUCCGGCCGCACCCUAGCCGCCGUGGCCGCUCAUAUUGGCUCAACACGCUUGAUCGACAACCGCCUCAUCGACCCACCCGGCCCCGCCGACUCCUCCAUGCUCCGAACCAUCUUUCACAUUCCGGCCGAAGUUGGCGGAGUACCAACCUUUGGAUUCGGCUGGCUGCUGGCCGUGUGGGUCGUGUUCAGCAUUGGUCUGCUGGCGUACCUCACCUACCGGCAAGGUUUCAAUGCCGACACCAAAGGCUGGCUCCCGAUUUUGCUUCUCGUCGCCGCGGGCAUUGCCUGGGCCACCCCGAAUCUGGUCGAUUCGCAAGGUCUGCCGAUUCGUGGGUUCGGCACCAUGAUGCUCCUGGCCGCCGUCUCGGGAAUUGCCUUGGCCGUUUGGCGGGCGAAGCGGAUGGGGAUCGAUCCCGACCUGAUUCUUUCCAUGGCCUUCGUCGUGUUCAUCGCCGGCAUUGUUGGUGCACGCCUGUUUUACGUCAUCGAAUACUGGGACGAGUUCCAGGCCGACACCCUCGGCGGCACGUUGGCUGAACUGCUGAACGUCGCCCAAGGUGGGCUCGUCUUCUACGGUUCCAUCAUAGGCGGCGCGAUCGCCUUCUUCGCCUGUACCCGAUACUACAAGGUUCCGUCGCUGGCCCUCUGCGAUGUCAUCGCCCCCAGCCUGGCAAUCGGCCUGGCCCUGGGCCGCAUAGGCUGCUUCAUGAACGGCUGUUGUUACGGCGCGACGUGCGACCUGCCCUGGGCUGUCAGCUUUCCGCAGGGUAGCCCCCCGCAUGCCCGGCAGGUUCGCGACGGCGACCUCUACCUGCACGGGCUGAAGUUCAAAGAACCUCGCGAUGGCCCAGCAAUCGUGGCCGAAGUCGAACCGGGUUCUCCGGCCGAAGCAGCCGGCCUGGCCGCGGGCGAUCAGAUCUGGCGAAUCAACGAUUUCGACGUCGAUCGCGCCUAUCAAGCGCAGCUUGCACUGCUCAGCAUUUACGGUGAAGGUACCGAACUCGAUGUGGCCGUUCGCGGCGAGGCCCAACCUCACCAUUGGCGAAUCGAAGCGGCCGAGCAAAGCCUGCCCGUGCAACCCACCCAACUCUACAGCGCCAUAUCCGCCUUCUUGCUGUGUCUGCUGUUGAUCGCCUACACACCCAUGCGCCGCCACGAUGGCGAAGUGAUUGCCCUGUUGGCUACCGUCUACCCCAUCACCCGGUUCCUGCUGGAAAUGAUCCGCACCGACGAACCCGGCGUGUGGAUCACCGGCCUCACCAUCUCCCAGAACAUCAGCCUGCUACUGUUCCUCGGCUCCAUCGCGCUGUGGUUCUACAUCCUCAACCAACCCCGCGGAACCGUCCUCCAAGGGCCAACGGCAUCAACGGCGCAUUAA
Molecule: messenger RNA, 2058 nt
Organism: Cladocopium goreaui
Lineage: Eukaryota; Dinophyceae; Suessiales; Symbiodiniaceae
Source: the annotation of a GenBank genome assembly